Messenger RNA from Chelonia mydas (Green sea turtle), 1482 nucleotides. RefSeq names its product TERF2 interacting protein (gene TERF2IP). Gene Ontology annotation, cellular component: shelterin complex. NCBI's taxonomy places the organism in Eukaryota, Metazoa, Chordata, Testudines, Cheloniidae. Gene Ontology annotation, biological process: telomere maintenance via telomere lengthening; regulation of DNA-templated transcription. The coding region runs from base 1 to 1152 and encodes 383 amino acids. Gene Ontology annotation, molecular function: telomeric repeat DNA binding. The record is from RefSeq and is a predicted model, not a curated record. The transcript is spliced from 3 exons.
AUGGCCUUGGAGCGCGCGGGCCCCGCUCGCUCGCGGACGCUGUUCCUGCAGGACGAUGGCAGCCCCAUGCGCUUCUACGUGCGGCCCGGGCCCGCCAAGCUGCAGCUCGCGCCGCUGAUCCUGGCGGGCGGCGGGCGCCUUUGCCGCGUGCAGGAGCCGGGCGCGGUGCUGCUGGCCCAGCCCGACGAGCGGGGGGCCACGGGCAACUUCGUCUCCAGCGAGUACGUGCGGCGCUGCGUGGAGAGCAACGAGCGGCUGCCGCUGGAGCGCUGGCGGCUGGCGGCGGCCCCGGCCCCGGUCCCGGCCGGGGCCCGGGCCGGCCGCUCUGCCUUCACGGGCUCAGAGGACGAGGCCAUCCUGCUGCACGUGCGGGGCCGGGCGCAGGGCAGCGUCACCGGCACCGCGCUCUGGAAGGAGAUGGAGCGGGCCCGCCUGACGCCGCACUCCUGGCAAGCCAUGCGGGACCGCUACCUGCGGCGCCUGCGGGGCCAGGAGCACAAGUACCUGCUGGGCGGGCCCGGCCCCGCGCCGCCCCGCGGCCUCCCCCGGAGCGCCUGGCAGCCGGCGGACAGCGGUGCGGAGUCUUGGAGGAAGGAAGUAGCCGAUAUACCCCAAGGAGUGGUUCAAGACCAGUUAACAAAAGGGGGUAGCCUCUUCCAGCUGGCUAACAAAGAAUUUGAAGGCAGUGAGUCAGAAAAUGAGAUCUCUGACCUUCAGGAAGAAAAUCCUGCAAAAGAUGAAGAGCCGAAGUCCCCUGAAAAAAUAGCCUCCAGUCAGAAAAUGGAACUGAAGGAAUUGGUAACUCCUGAGGACUCUGCUAUAACUGAAACUCAGCCUCAAGAGGAGGAAAAUCCCGUAAGGACUUGCCCUUCCCCCACAGAGGUGGCAGAUGCAGUGAAGACAGUACAGCACUUCAUGGAGGAAUUCAGCAUGGACCUCUCAACUGUUAUACAAGCCUUUCUGAAAAACAGUGGUGAAGUGGAGGCCACUUCCUACUUCUUACAUAACAGCCAGCGCUUGGAUGGAUAUCCUAUAUGGAGCAGACAGGAUGAUUUAGAUUUGCAAAAAGCAGAUGAAAAUGUCAGAAGCAAAUUAAUAGCAAAAUUUGGAGCCCAGAAUGUGGUAAAGCGGGUUGUGUUCAGGAAGCGUUAGAUGGUAACUUGUGAAGGAUGGUUCAUGGACUGGGACCCUCCCAGGAAAGCAGGAGAUGAGACUUGCAUCUCUGACCUUCAUGGAAAAAGGAAUGAGGAUUUGUAGAUGUUCUGAAGUCUCUAGGAUAGCCACCUGCAAUCUCAUUUCAUACAGGAAAAAUCUGGCAUUGAAAAUUAAGAUCUCUGUGCCAAACACUUCGUCCUUUCCAUCAUUUUCUGUUAACUUUUCCCAUAAGUUUCUAUGUUUAUGCAAGGCCUUGUUUUAUGUUUGAUUUUUUUUGUACAUGCUGAGUAUCCUGCUGAUAAAUCUAAAACUAAAAUAUUGGGUGAA